CCAAAGGAGGGGAGAUGUUGGACAGGGCCCACGGGGAGGAUGAGCCCCUCUCGGCCGCUGCACAAGCUCCCAAAUACCUCACAGUCUACGUGGUUUUGGACAAGGCUUUGUACAACUAUAUGGGAUCAGACCCGAAUGCUGUGACACAGACAGUAAUCCAGGCCUUCAAUUUAAUCAACAAUAUGUUUGAUCCCCUUAAUGUCACCAUUGUACUGUCCUCCCUGGAGCUGUGGGCAGAGGGGGAUAAAAUAUCGACAGCAGGAGGUACAGACGAUCUUCUACAGAGAUUUUUACAGUGGAAACAGCUGUCCCUGGAGCCACAGGCACACAACAUUGCUUCUCUCUUAGGGUACAGGGACCGAGGAGGAUUCAUGGCUGCAGCGGCUCCAGGAGGGGCAUGUGAGAGAGAUGCUGCUGCCACAAUGGCCCUGUACCACGGGAACGUGACUUUGGAGUCCUUCUCCACCCUGCUGGCUCAGGGGCUGGGCUACAGCCUGGGCAUGGACCUGGACAGCUCCCGAGGCUGCGGCUGCCCCGGGCGUGUCUGCACCAUGAGGCCAGAGGCGCUACAUUUCAGUGGGGCAAAAGCCUUCAGCAACUGCAGCAUCAGGGCCUUUGAGAGCUUCCUGAAGCGGGGCAGAGGCUCCUGCCUUUUCGGCAGCCCCCGCCUGUCCCGCCGGAGCGGAGCCCUGUGCGGCAACGGCGUGGUGGAUCCGGGCGAGCAGUGCGACUGCGGCACGGCACAGGAAUGCCUGAAGAACAGGUGCUGCACUCAAACGUGUACACUGAAGCCAAGAGCAAGAUGUGCCUCCGGAUUAUGUUGUAGGGGUUGUCAGUUCAAGCGGAGGAACUCGCUGUGCCGCCCGGCCGCCGAUGCCCAGUGCGACCUGCCCGAGUUCUGCAGCGGCUCCUCCGCCUCCUGCCCCCCCGACGUGUUCAUCCAGGAUGGGCACGACUGCGGCCACGGCUCUGGCUACUGCUACCAGGGACGCUGCCGCUCCUCAGACCUGCAGUGCAAGCGGCUCUACGGGAAAGAUUCAAGGAAUGCUCCCAUCAUCUGUUACGAGGAGAUUAACGGGCAGCAAGACAGGUUUGGGCACUGCGGGUUCAAGAGCAAACACAAGUACCGGCCCUGUACUUGGAGGGAUCUCAGGUGUGGGAAGUUAAUCUGCACGUACCCGUCCCACAAGCCCUUCUCAUCAACUGCUGCUGCUGCUGCCGUCAUUUACGCCCAGGUGCGGCACCAUUUGUGUGUAUCUCUGAACUACCUGAACGUCCCAGCGUGGCUGGAUCCACUUCUGGUUCCUCCAGGAACAAAGUGUGGCUCUGGAAGGGUGUGUAUAAACAACACAUGCCACCCACUCUCAGAGCUGAGAAACAACUGUGACAGCAAAGCAAACUGCCACGGCCACGGCGUGUGCAACAACAAGGGCAAUUGCCACUGCCACCCGGGCUGGCAGCCCCCCGACUGCCAGAGGAGGGGCUCCCGUCGGGGGGGCAGCAAGGACAGCGGCCUGCAGCUGACGGAGAGAGGCCUGCAGCGAGCGCUGGAGGAUGGGGAGAUGGCCUGGCUGGUGCUGGGCUCCAGCCUCGUCCUGCUCGUGCUCACCGCGGCCCUGGGGCUCGGCCUGUGGCGGCAGCGGGGGCCGGGCCCGGGCCGUGGGGAGCAGCCGCCGGCCCUGGAGCGCACCAUCCGGGACAUGAACAGGGAGCUGGAGCCAGACCUGGAGCUGAAUCUGGAGCCGGACCCAGAGCUGGCCCUGGAGCUGCAGACAGACCUAGAGCGAGAGCCAGACCUAGAGAUGAAGACAGGCACGGACCCCGCAGCAGAGCCAGCGCUGGGGCAGCACCACGGGCACUAAUUAAAGGUGUUGGGCAAAGCUGGUGUCAUGGCCCUGUGGUUUUAUGCUUUUGUUGUUUGUGUUUUUUGUCAGAGUUAAUCCUGCUCUUGGGGCCUAGGGGCCACAGCUGCUGCGAUUGUCCCCU
Messenger RNA from Poecile atricapillus (Black-capped chickadee), 1986 nucleotides. RefSeq names its product disintegrin and metalloproteinase domain-containing protein 32-like. NCBI's taxonomy places the organism in Eukaryota, Metazoa, Chordata, Aves, Passeriformes, Paridae. The record is from RefSeq and is a predicted model, not a curated record. The coding region runs from base 15 to 1862 and encodes 615 amino acids. Gene Ontology annotation, molecular function: metalloendopeptidase activity. Gene Ontology annotation, biological process: proteolysis; cell adhesion; binding of sperm to zona pellucida. Gene Ontology annotation, cellular component: plasma membrane. The transcript is spliced from 15 exons.